Messenger RNA from Brassica oleracea var. oleracea, 1651 nucleotides. RefSeq lists its product as uncharacterized. Gene Ontology annotation, molecular function: cysteine-type peptidase activity. The record is from RefSeq and is a predicted model, not a curated record. NCBI's taxonomy places the organism in Eukaryota, Viridiplantae, Streptophyta, Magnoliopsida, Brassicales, Brassicaceae. Gene Ontology annotation, biological process: proteolysis. The coding region runs from base 1 to 1473 and encodes 490 amino acids. The transcript is spliced from 5 exons.
AUGGUGUCCACGCAAUUGAAAGAAGAGAUCAGCGGCAUUGUGGAAAGGGUGACUACUAGGGUUGAUUUGCAGGUGAAGAAUGCGAUCAUGGGACUGAACCUGGACGAGAGGAUCAAUCGGUUGGAGACAUUUAUUAACCCGAUCCUCGGCUUGGAGACCAUGAUUGCUGGCAUUGUUGCUGACAAGAUAGCUGCAAUGCAGGAUGCAGUGAUUAACUCAGUUUGCUCUCGUCUUCGAAACGAUGUACUGGUUAAACCACACGAUAUCAACCAAAAUGUGACUCAGAUAGGAAAAAAUCAGCCGGACAGGAACGUUGAAAGCAGAUCCCUACUAUCUGGUCAUAUUCCUAUACAGGGCGUUGGAAAAUAUCACCCCCGCUACGCUACGCUCCCGCUCCCAGAUUUGGAUAUUACAGAAGGCCCAGCCGUUUCUGCAAACCCCAUACAGGACAGGAGGACGGGUGUCUUAGAUCCUGUUUCGACUGAAGAUGCUCAGGUAACCCAUCCAAGCGAGGUCAAUGAACCAUCAUUCUCCCUUGGCGUUGGAGUUUCUCAGGCAGCACCUAAUACAGUUGUUGUUAAUGCAAAACCUCUGGAGUAUGUUCUACCGGCUUCUAGGCCAGCUGAGCCACCCAUAGCGCCCCGCAAAAGCACGAGAUCUCGUGUUACUCCCGCUGGGCUGGAUGAUUUUAAAUGCGACCCCACUGUUGUGGGUGGGCUGAUCUUUAUGAGAGAUCUGGAACCGCACUACUUGGGGGUUCUUGAGCAGGUUACAGGGAUGCAGUCCACCAAUAUAGGGAGGGACCACUCGGUCCCCAUGUUUGAUUUCCUUGAUAUCGCCCUUAGAUCAACCCAAAUGGCCCCCAAGGUUAUGGACUCUUUAAUGGCGUUCAUUAACAGCCAAACAUCCCUGAAUGACGCCACGGUAAUUGUAUCAGAUACCAACCUUCCCGCCACCCUUAUGUCACACCAUUCUAGGUUUGUGAAGACGUCUGUGAAAGAUCGACUGAAGUUCAAGUUCAGCGGAGACGCGCUCUGCUGCGUCACCCCUCGUUUCAAAGGAAGGCUGUAUUUCCCGUUUAACAUCGACCAGCAGCACUGGGUUGGUGCUUGCGUGGAUUUUAAGGCUGGUGUGCUUCAUGUGCUAGACUGCAACACAGCUCUGAUGAGCGAUAGCCUUAUGAGGAAGGAGCUGACUCCGGUCGCAAGCAUGUUGCCGUUCAUCGCUUAUGGAGGCAGCAAGGGCGAGUCAAGCGCGCUCGUGAAGGCUUUCACCGUUUCUAGGUGUAAAGGAAUCCCACAGGUUGCAUCCGCUACCGACGCUGCCGUGAUGACUGUGCUUCUCAUUGACGCUCACAAAGAAGGUGGCGUUGAUGCCUGCAAAACCAUAACACCCAGAGUGCUGCCAGGUGCUGCGAAGCAGCUUCUCGUCAAGUUUUUCAGACACAUAACGCAAAGCGCCACCAAUGAGUGAGGCUCAGUCUAGUCUUCAAUAUUUUACCGGGGAAAAACUAUUGUUCGGAUUAAUUCUUGUCUUAUUUGGUUAACUUUAUUCUACAAUUUAUCUCAACGCAGAGACUCUGCACUAAUGUAGGACUCUUUUUAUUUGCUAAGGACUAUGUUUAUUGCUAAAAAUUUAGUCACUUCUUUUU